Molecule: messenger RNA, 1062 nt
Organism: Triplophysa rosa
Lineage: Eukaryota; Metazoa; Chordata; Actinopteri; Cypriniformes; Nemacheilidae
Product: growth arrest and DNA damage-inducible protein GADD45 gamma
Exons: 3
Coding region: 19-429 (136 amino acids)
Biological process (GO): regulation of cell cycle
Cellular component (GO): nucleus; cytoplasm
Source: RefSeq, a predicted model, not a curated record
UACUUAAUUCGAGUCAAGAUGGUUAAUGAAGGGAAAUCUCUGUCCGAAGCCCUGCUGUCUGCCAAGGUGGAGGGUCGCCUCACUGUUGGCGUCUAUGAGUGCGCACAAAUAAUGAACGAGGACCCUGACAGCGUGUCUUUCUGCGUUUUGGCUACUGAUGACUUUGAGUGUGAUGUCGCUCUUCAGAUCCAUUUCACUCUGAUACAAGCCUUUUGCUUUGACAACGACAUCAGCAUCGUCAAAGUUAACGAUCUGAAACGUCUCAGAAAUCUUGUUGGUGCCAACGGUCAGGACGCGCAUUGCGUUCUUAUAACGAACCCAACUGAAGACUCAUGGGAGGAUCCUGCUCUGGAAAAGCUUCACCUGUUCUGCGAAGAAAGUUGCAGCUAUAACGAUUGGGUUCCAGAGAUCACCCUGCCCGAGCGUUGAUCUGCAACUUUACUCUUCUCUUCUGAGAUGCUGUAAACCUUGAGGAAUACUCUACGCAUCCUUUGAAUCAAGGAUGAUGAUGUUUCCACAUCCCUGGAUUCUCCUGAGGAGGAUAAUCGGUCCAGGCAGCGCGAGGCAGGCCCGAGUGGCUCUCGCGGUUCUACGUCGUUUCUCGUCCCGUCCAUGCCAAGAUGAUCCUCAUUCUUUAUGUAAAUGAGGUCAGGCAUGCCACGAGAGCGACACAAUGGCCCUCAUUCUUUGUGCGGAUGAGGUUUGGAGAGAAAGGAGAAGCGAGUUUUGCCUCUGUUCCACAGAGCAAAUAUCGCAUGCGUUGGACACGCGGAGGACGCGGCGGUGCGUCGAAGCAACGUUUUUAAAAAUGGACUUUUACAUCACGGACGUUUUUACAAAUGUAAUUGCUGCACAAUAUAACGUACCUUAUUGGCGGCAAUGUGCUUUCCACUUUCCAGAAUUGUCUCAUUCUCUAAAGGUUUCACUUUAGAAAUAUUAUUAUGACAGAAAAAGAGGACAAAUAAAAAAAAGAGAUAAAAUAAAUCUAAAGGUUUAACUUUAGAAAUAUGUGAUAAAAAUAUUAAGCCCAAGUAUUCUUGUUAACUUUUAUUAUUUGUUAUC